Messenger RNA from Numida meleagris (helmeted guineafowl), 11024 nucleotides. RefSeq names its product DEP domain containing 1B (gene DEPDC1B). The transcript has 13 exons. Bases 1715 to 3379 code for a protein of 554 amino acids. Lineage: Eukaryota; Metazoa; Chordata; Aves; Galliformes; Numididae. Gene Ontology annotation, biological process: positive regulation of Wnt signaling pathway; intracellular signal transduction. The record is from RefSeq and is a predicted model, not a curated record.
GUGAUGUAUAUCAUGACCUUCUUCACUUAGGUGCUUAAUCCUGGAAUCCUUAGUGCUGAGUUUCAUCUCCCUGACAGAGCAUGGGGAGAGCUUUUGCACAGAACUCAUAACAGCCAGGGUGCUGAGUGGGGAAAUGCCAUCAGUGACAGUAAGUCUCAAACCCUUCCAGCCUGUAUGUGUGCCCUUGGCUUCCGAAGUAGGGGGUUAUCUCUUCAGGAUUGGGAUCUAGUGUUGUAUAGUAAUGUAUUAAAUAAGUACUGAUGAAGAAAGAGUUCUUUGUAGUCUUGUAGGUAACUUCAGUGCUGAAGGAAGUCCUAGUUUUGGCUGCCCAUCUUGCUAUUAUUGCUCCUACCCCGGUCAUACGAAUGCAUAAACAUGCAGGGAUCAGAACAAGUGGAAAGUUUUAUCAGAAGUAAGAGCUGGUGCACACAGUUGCAGUUUCAAGUGGAAUGUGGCCUACAGCUGGCAUGAGGGGCUGCAUGCUAUUUUGUUGGUCUGCAACCUAGACCAAUAUCUGAUUCUUUCAACACACUGAAGCUUAAGGAGGGGCUGUGACUAUGCAUGGUUGAAACUGAGCUCAAACCUGAGCAGCUCUAGACUCCUUUAAGGAGCCAGAAAAAUCUCCCAAAUACAGCAGUGGCGGAGCAGCCAUGUGCCUCUGCAGCCAGUUGCUGGGGAUUAAGAUUUAAUUAAGCAGGAGAUGCUGAUCAGUCCAUAGGCUGUCUGCAAGGGCCACUUUGGAGUCCUGUGACAUAAUUCCUUGCAGACUUUCUUUGUUCCUGUGUGUUAUGAAGCAUUUGGAGAAAGAAAGUGAGUUGUUGCAAUGUGUUGUAUGGGUAUACUAUCAGAGGCUGCAUAUAGAACAAUUAUCCUAAUUGCCUCAUUCCGAAAUGUCAUUAAUCCCAUCCUGAGUUGUUGCCUGUGAGAAUCAUACAGUCUGCACAUGGAGAGUUACACAGUUUUUAGGUAGGAAAAAAUGUAUGAAUUGUACAGUAGACUUCAGUAAUACUGGAACCAUUUCAUGAAGAGUGAACACGUGACACUAAUGAGGGGAAGAGGGUUGAAACUGUGUCCCUUAGGCUUAUGGCAGGAGUGACACAAAGACUGCUACCUACUCCUGAGGAAUUGAGUCUAUAUUAUUACUCCUUUUCUGUGAAUUUGUGCAAUCACCAUGGUGAUUCACCGUUCUUCGCACAGGCAGCUGUCAGCCCACCUUCUUUGCUGGCAUUUGUUUUCCAGCCCCAAAACUCGGCCCCUCUCCGGAACCAUUUACUGCUCUGCCCCAGGAGGAAGCACAGACAAUGAGUACUUAGCGCUCGUUUUAAAAAUUUGGCAAUCCAUCUUUUGGGAAGCCCAAGUGUACCACUGUUGUGCGCAAUGGGAAGCAGGUGUUGGGCCGCAUUGCCCAAUAACUGCCGUUUCUCGCUCCCCCUCGGCCAGCUCAGCCGUUAGGGCCGAGGAAGUGCGCUGCCCAGGCACCGCUUUCCGCUCUCGCUAAUCGGGAAAAGGGGGGGGGGGGCUAGCAGCGGGGCGUGACAGAAUUGAGCCGAGCCCAACCCCACUCAACACUACCACAACUCCCUCUGCCCGGAGUGCUGGAAAGGGAGAGCGGCGGCGCUCCCCGUUCCAAGAACGCAGGGCGGGGGCGGGACAGGUGUUUCCUCCACCAAUCAAGGACGGCGGUGCGCCCGUCACGUGCUACGGCUGGCGCCCAAUGAGCGAAGGCGACGCCUCGCGGGCUCUGAUUCAAACGGUCGGCGGGCGCGGCGCGUGCGGCAGCUGGUUUCCGUGGAGACGGGGAGGCCUGGCCGCGUCCAUGGAGCCGGGGCUCGUCGGGCCCGGGCCCUACCGCGCCACUCGGCUGUGGAACGAGAUAAUCGAACUCUUCCGUGCUGGGAUGCCUCUACGGAAGCAUCGAUGCCGCUUCAAAAGCUAUGAGCGUUGCUUUAAAGCCUCGGAGGCAGUGGACUGUUUGCACGAACUGCUUGGCACUAACCAAAACUUUGGCCCAGAGGUGACUCGCAAUCAAACAGUUAAGCUGCUUAAAAAAUUCCUGAAAAAUCAUGUUAUAGAAGAUAUUAAAGGAAGAUGGGGCAAAGAGGACUUUCAAGAUGAUGGCCAUUUGUACAGAUUUCCUCCCUCCUCACCACUGAAGCCAUACCCAAAGAAACCUUCAUUUGGAAAGGAAGUCAUUAAAUUUCCAGAUUGGAAUGAUCCAAAGGCUGGCACUUCUCAAGAACACAUCCCUGUGAAAUCAGUCAUGAUGAACUCUGAAAUGUGGUACAAGCGUCACAGUAUAGCUAUAGGAGAAGUACCAGCAUGCAGGCUUGUUUUCCGUAGAGAGUUGACACAAGAAAAUAUAGAAGAGAUAUGGAAAUCAAUGACUUUGUCACGACUACAAAAAGUCUUGGGUUUGGAUUCCCUGGAUGAAGUGAUAGAUACAAAGCUUGUGAAUUCAAAGCAUAUAGUCCAAAAUGCAUACAAUGUCAAUAAGCAAGGCAUUGUCACUUUAGAAGACAAAUCAAAGGACUUACCUCACUGGAUAUUGUCAGCAAUGAAAUGCCUAGCAAAUUGGCCCAUCUGCACAGAUUUGAAGCAGCCUACAUAUUCAGGAUUUGAAAGAGAUGUCUUCAAAACGAUAGUGGACUACUUUGGCCAGAUGAAAGAACCACUUCUUACAUUUAAUUUUUUUGAUGUUUUUGUUAGUGUGCUAGGUCUGCUGCAAAAACACAGCGAAGCUGUGGAAGCUCUUCAAAUAUCUUGCCUUCUGCUGCCACCAGAAAAUCGGAGAAAACUACAGCUGUUGGUGAGAAUGAUGGCAAGAAUUAGCUUUAACAAGGAUUUGCCUCCUCUUUCUGAAUCAGUGAGGACCAGAGUCUUGAUGGUUCAGGCAUUUUCCCGUUGUAUUCUCUGCUCUAAGGAUGAAAUGGACUUGGAUGAACUGCUUGCUGCUAAACUAGUAUCUUUUCUCAUGGACAAUUAUCAGGAGAUAUUAAGUGUUCCUUCCUCCUUAAAAUCUUCUAUAGAGGAACAUGUUGUACAUGUCCAAAGAGUUCAAAUAAAAUAUGCUGGAGCUGACACUGAUGCAACUUUUCCUGCUCCAUCGUUUUGUCACCAAAUCAGCACAGAUGAAUUUGAAUACCAAAGGGUAAUUGGCUCUCAGGAGCCACUGGCAGCUUUAUUGGAAGAAAUUGCAAUGAAUAAAGAAAUAUCUGUGAAAGACAAGAAGAAGAAGCUCAAACAACAGGUGGAAAACUCAAUAAAGGUAGAUGACCGGUAUCUUAGAUAUCUACCUUCAAGCUCAUAUACAAAACCCAUGAAUAUAGGCAAAGUGGGAUCACCUCCUGUGUUGCAAUGGCACAGCUGCAUCUGGAGAUAAUGAAAAUCAGCUAUGUUCUACCCAACGCUCUGAUCAGGGAGGGUUUUGGUUGUUGUGUCAGGAAAUAGAGUGAAGACAAUGGGUAAGUUUUGUAGUCUUUAGUGCCAAAUUUGCAAGUAAAGACAAGAAUAAACUUGGUUAUAACUUGUGAAGAGAUUUUCUUUUCCUAUCUAGAAAGCUUUAUUGUGUUCAACUUUUAAAAAUGUUGUUUUGAAAAACACUGCAGGAUUGAAACACUCUUAUUAUCUGGCUUCCAUUAGGAAAACACUUCUGUUUGGACAUCAUUUAAAUCCUGGUUGGAACAAAAUAUUUUUAGGUGUAACAUCAAUUCUGUAAUACUGGCACCAAAUGUCGCCUCCUAACUGCCGAGACGACAAGCAUUCAAGGCUUCCCUCCCGUCCGCACCUCCGCAUGCAGGGACACAGGGGACACAUACACAGUAUGUAGCACCAAAUGCCAAUUUAAUGCUGUGCAACAAAAGCAUAUAUACCCGUACAUGCGACCGCCCCAAGAUGCCCUGUUUCCUCCCAGUUACCACCCCUAGGUGCAUGCAAGCACCACCCUCCCAGGAAAUCUCUGUCUCGUGGACCCGCCUGUGUACGUGCACUGGCGCUCAUAGGCGCCAGCUACUCGGGAGUUCCCGUUUGAGAAACUUCUGUGACUCUGCACCAAAUAUUACAUUUUUUUUUCUAUCUCAAGAUUUGGCUGGAAGUCAAACUUUUCAGUAUCAGACCAAAUUCAAUACCAAAUAUUGCCAUCUUUUUUUUGUGUUAUUCACCAGAUUUUGUCAAUAAUUUCUCAGAUUCCUGUUGAUGAAAGCAAUUGUUGCCUCAAAGCCUGAAAGUGAAAUUCAAAUUCAAAGAUGGAGUCAUUAAGAAAUCUUUGCAGGUUUAUUAUUCUGUAAGAAGGAAGUUGUUAUAUACAACAUCAGCUAAAUAAAGGAUAAAUCCCAGCUUGAUUGCCUUUAUUACUCUUUUCAGGGAACUAGUUAUCUCUAGCCAUUUGAACUGAGAUAAGUUAUUUUCAGCAGGUACCUGCCUUGCUCCACUGUUGUAACGAAAGUGUAGGUGAUCUUCAUAAUCCAAAAAUAUCAACCAGGUAUUUUUUUUUCUGAAGCUUGUGAAGUCAAACAUAGGUAAGGCUACAACGUUCACUGACAAGCUAAAUUUAAUUUGAUGUGAUAACAUGAACGAUAACAGUGAAGAAGGAGCUUUUGGUGUAUCUUAAAAGCCUGCCAGGAGCCACCAUGUACUUUGAUUUCUGACCUACUCAGAAGUCUUUGCUCUCGUGCUCUACCUUAGAAUGGUGAUUAGUGCCAGCUUAGCUCUAAGCUGCGACUGUUCUCAUCCUAGAUGUUUGGAAUAUACACUCUGAAAGAAAUGCCUCCUGUUUAUUUCCAUGGAAAUUACAACAGAUACAAAGAAGACAAUAACACUAUUUGAUAGGACAAAUCCUCUGCUACAAAACACUACUUUUUCAACAUAGAUACCACUAUUUGCUAUGCAUUUUCACUAGCGAUGAACAAUAGACUGCAUGCUGUACUUGUAAAAAAUCUAAGUGCCUGGCUGGAAUGUGGUUUGUCUUUCAUGUUGCUGUUGCCCGUGCUGAAACGCACCAUCCACUGCCUCACUGCGCUCACAUCCACUGUUUGGUCUCCAUCGGUGUUCAGCAAGCGUCAAUGAAUGUCGGUGCAUUUUUUUCCACGUGGAGGAAUUCACCUUUGCUUCAUUCACACUUCCAUGUCAGAUGUCAUUUUGUCAGACUGCCCUUAUGCUGCCAUUUAUCACACAGCAUCAAAAUGUAAUGAAAUAUUGGUGGAAAGAUUCAACCACCACCUCUGUUAUUGUGGGCCAACACAGAAUAGGAAGCAUUACUUUGGAACAGACCUCUCUCUUAUACUGGGGGAAAAAUGAGGUUUUAGGGAACACCUGAUCAGAAGUUUUUGUGGAACACAUGAACCUGAAUACAGUUUUACAGAGUAUUGAGAAGUACAUAAUUUUGAUGCAUUUACUGGAAUACUAAAAUAAUAUCAAUGUUAGUCAAACAGCUGUAAAUGUAUGUUUAAAGAACAGAAGAUUAAAAAAUGAAGAAUUCCAACUUCUAUCUAAUAGUAUUGUGCUGAGUGAUAACCUUAAAAAUGUACGUAGGGAAAAUGAAAAGCUUGAAAAGAAAUUAUGUAAGCUAGUUUUUCUUUUCUGAUUAUCAAUAUUUAUGAAAAAGGGGUUAUGACAAACAUGUAUUUUCUUCAGGAUAAGUAUGGGGAAAACAACCUGACUCAAUAAUAAGAGAGGUACACAGCCAAAAAAUAACAAUCAAGGGAGGAUUUAAAAAAUAAUUUGAAUAAAAAGAGGAUAAAUAUAUUCUCUAUCUGUUAAAAUAGGAGGUAUUAAAUAGUCAAAAAGACAGAAGAGACAUUGGUCUGAAAAGUUUUUGAAUGGUGAAUCAAACUGCAGGUCAAAGACAGAGAGAAAUUACCCUGAGAGCAUAGGGAUAAAUUACUCCAAGAAGACAGUGACGCCGUAAGAACUUGGAUUUUCUUGCCCUUUAUAGACAUUGAAUUGAUAAGAAAAUGUCAUGUGUAUCUCGUUAGCAUUUGCUCUGGUGUAUUAUUGAGGAAUUUCUGUCAUACUUCAUUUUUAUUUAGAAAGUAAAGUCCACUGCCAUCCAGCCUGGAUAAACGAAUAGCCUAAUGCUUGUGGGGUGUGUUAUUUUGAUGAUACUGCAGCAUGUCAUGGGCUUAUCAGGAGAGAAUGGCCACCACUGUCAGUACGGUAAAGUUGUCUUGGUGGCUAGGUAGAAGUGUGCUGAAGUUACCCCAUUGACACCAUUCUGAAAGCUUAGCACAAAGUGGAGUCUGUCUUGAGGUAAGCAUUGAGGAAACUUGAGAAUGAAUGCCAUCCACAUGCUUCAGAUGGAGAAGAAAUUAUAAACUGUGAAUAAUCCCACUUUAUGAAAUGUGGUUUUAUUCAUAUACUUGUCUUCCAACUUGUUUGCUUUCUGUGGCAAAGGCAUUUCAAUGUAUAUAACUACAUUUGUUCAGUGAACAACAGCCACUAUUAAUACAAGAUUCUGCCAGUUAAUUUUCUGUGGCAAUCAAAACAUUAAGCAAGAUAAUGUCACAGCCUUCAGAUUGUUGUAUCUUUUGUCUUUGUCCUAGCAUGCACAGAGGAUUGUCUUUUUGAGCAUUUUUUUCUGAUACUGAUCUAUCAAAUACCAUUUAGAUGAGCUCCAUUACUAAAAUAAGGACCAGAUUUUCCAUGUGAACCCUAUGAGUCUAGCUCUUGUGAAGCCUGUUCUCCAGUAACAGUCAUGACUGUACUUGCAAUUACAUACAAGAGUAGCAUGACUUUAUUACUGUUAGCCUGAAACACUACACAAGAACAGUAUGCAAGUCCGGCAAUAUAAGAAAAGCUGAACAAAUACAGGAUGUGGCAAAAAGAAGGUGAAUGAAGAAAGAUGAGCCAUGAUAUUAGACAUUGUUUGGACAAAAUCCAUGCAGUGAUGUUACUGGAAUGAGGUGGAACCUUCUCUGGCUAUCAAGAUGCACAUUGUAUCCAUGAAUGCAUGCAUUAAUAUGGUGCCAUUCAGCUUUAUAUAUGAAAAAAUGAACAACAGAAAUUAAAGUAAUGCAGAAAAGGAUAACCAAAAGGAUUCAGUAAUGAGACUAGGCUUAGUAUGGUACUCUCUUUGAAAAAUUAAACUAAGAGAAGACUUUGAAACUAGAAAUGGUUGCCUUUUGGUAGACAGGGAUUUGCCAGGGAAAAGGAAAACUCCUUCUUAGUACUUCUUUCCAAAGACCAGUUUGAAGACUUGCAGUUGUCUGAAUUGUUUUCCAUUGAGAACAAGUUUCUGUCUUAAUUAAAAUGAAAUAUAAACCCAUGGGAGGAAAAAGAUGUUUGAGAGUUCUCUGAGAAGAAAUGUUGAAAGCUAGUGUGUGCUCAGGAGUCAGGAGAGGAUCUUUCAGACAGCUUUUUAAAGUAUGGUUAAAUUGCAAUAAGCAGUAACAAAACCAUGGUGUCCUUGUAUUCAGAAAACCCCUUUCAAGUUCACUGGAAGAGAGAAAUAGAAAUACUGCUAACCAGCUGUAAAGACAAAACUGUGAAUGGUUUUGUAAUGCCUUUUAGAAUGAGAGGUGGCACAGUAAUCAAGAAUGUUUGUAACCUUGUUUUUCCUCCACUGUGUGUUCCAGACAAUGUUUUUUCCAUAUAGGUGCUUGCUUUACAGUAAUGUGUUGUAGUUUAGAUUGUGGUUAACUGCUACGGGUUUCAAGAAAGAGACUGAUGGGUGAAAUUCUGCAUGUGUAAUACCUCUGUGGGCAAAGAUGCUCUUUUAUCUCGGUCCCUGAUAAACAAAGGACUCUCUAGUAGAACUGAUCUCUCCUUAGAUUGCCUCAAAAACUUAACAGCUAUUAACGUGAUCUUAGGGUUAAUUAUUUAGUGAAUCUUAAAGUUUAGUAAAUUUAUUUUUUGAUUUUAUCCUUGAUUGAUACCAACUAGUAGGUUAAAUUAGAAUCUCCUUCACUAUUUACAUAUCUGCUCAUGUUUGCCUAUUGGUAUCUAUGGGGAGCAUGCUGACAGGCUUAUUUCGUUGUCAUUGCAUUAAGCUUCAAAAAUAUGGGGACCAGAUACUCCAGCAAUGUAAAUAACACAAAGCACUUUCCUGAUAUCUAAUCAAGUGCAUUAUAGUUCAAAAAGCUUUAAGGUGUUGAGACCUCUAAUUGUAACUGAUAAUUGGAAAUAAUAUAUAUAUAUAUAUAAAUAAAUUCCAUCUUUAACUGACAUUCCUUUGCAGAGAACAUGAGAAUGAUGCUAUAUUACAGAUAGGAGUUCAAACUACAUUGUAACAGGAUUAUUAUUUUUUUAUUUUUACAGAAAAAAUAUCACUAGAACAAUCUGCAAAUGUAUAAUAAAUUGCAUGUUUUCUGUACAUAUGCUUUAGCACUUCUGUCAUUUUUUUAAGGUAUGGAACAUUACUAUUAAAGUUAGUGUAAUCUCUUAGCUUUGUACUUUCUUUUUUUUCUUAAACACACACUUCUGCACCUUCUCUUUCCCUGUCAGACCAUGAUAUUGCUUCUAUCAGUGAGUCAAUUUCACCAUCUAUGCUGUGAGGGAGAAUCAUAGAAGCUUGUGAUGUCUUGUGCAGUUCCAGUUGCUUUGAUGCAACUGGAACAGGUUAUGUUUGGAAUUCCCUUUUGCAAUGUCUUCUUCCCUUACGGUAGCUUUGAAGAUAUUAUGCUGCUUCUAGAGGGCUUCUGCAUCUCUGAGGCCUGGAGAUAGGGCUAGGAAAACUGUUAUUUUGCUGCGCUGCAGGCUGUUGUUAUGCUGCAGGAAGUUCUUCAGAGGUAUUGCCCCAGAUAGUAAAUGACAAUUUUUUUAUCCUAUGCAUAUUACUAGUAAGGCUUGAAACACUUUGUUAAUCAUCCAUUGGAUUUCCACUGAGAAAUUAGUUUUCCUUUGCUUGGAGCAGUUGCCAUGAAUCUUACAAAAUUGGCACAGUGCUACAUGCUGCAGUCACCUUUGCAGGGCUGCCAGCACUCCAGUACAUGACAAGAUUGCCAAUUAGCCACACCUCUUGAAAAGCACAAGAACAUAUUUCCAGUUUCUAUUUUCCACUACAUCUCUUUGAGUUAGUAGGUGAGCUUUGCACCUGAUCCUUAAACUCAGUAAGGUCUAAACCUAUUCUAGCCUGAUAUUCAGGCAUUGUAACUUAUAUCAGCUGCAGCUAUUCAGCAUCAACUUUUGUGUGCCACAUGAUUUCCUCACAAGCCUACCAUUUAUUUGUCAGCCCAUGAAUACUUUGCCUCCCCCAUCUUAAAAGCAAACAACAUCUUUACUCUUCUGACUGCAACUUCUGAAUUAUUUCAUCCUUCCUGUUUUCCUGUGAAGACAGCAACUGUAUUUUACGAUAGCUGCUUCCUCUCUCUUACCUUGUUUAACUCUUUUCUUGGCAAGCAGUCUUACAAAUCCCAAGAAAUUAUAGAAAAGGUCUCUCAUAUUUACGGAGUUUCAGAUUCUUUGAUUUCAACCUAAGUUCCUUGUCCAAAAUCUCUAAGAGUUCUUUGAAUUGAAAAAUCAAAAAUAGCUUUUUUUUUUAAAUUAUGUAAGCAUUAGGAUUUUUCAUUUCCUAUACCUAUAAUUGUCAUGGCUUCCUAUUGAAAGCAUCUUUUGAUUUACUGCUACAGUUAAAACUGGUUUCCCUAACAAAAGAUCUGCAUAAUAUUAAGAGGGAUUUAAGAGCUUGCUCUGUCAGUAUGAAGAGAGACAAAUCUGGAAUAGAAAUUAGGAGCCACUUAUUUGUUAUACUAGUAGAAUAUUAAAAUGAUUUACAAGGGUCUUGCAUUUUCAGUCAGAAUCUUAAAAUCAGCGUAGAAUAGUAUUUGAGAAGUCUGUAAACUUGCAGUCUUCAACCCCAAAACUCGUCGCACUCAGGAGAUGGUUGACAAUUCUCUUUAUUUAAAACAAGAACUGUUUUAUUUUACCCUAAGUAACUACUUCGAUACAGGACUAUAUUGCAGCCUUUUGCAUGGAUCAUUAGUAUUCAAAGAUCCAGUAUGAGCGAUAUUUCAUAUUAGACUCAUUAGACUCUGCAGUAAUCAAUACACAGAUAAGUAUACUUGAUAUAAGCAUUUAAAUGUUUGUUUACAAAGUUUAUGGGUAAUCAUUUUCAGAGAAUGUUUUUUCUUACAAAUGGAGUAAGUAAGUAGCUUUUCAUUUAGACCACCUACAAUAUCAAUCACUUUGUUAGUAAUUUCCCAGAGUCUCUAUCCAAUGCAUACUUUCACACUGGCUUUGUAGGGCAAGGCAAGUUUGAGCUAUUAAAUCCAUUUGAGGGAAAAAACAUAGCAGGAUCAGAAAGGUGGUACUGGUUCAUUGUUCACCUGGGAGAAUGAAGGACUCCUUUGUGCUGAUGUUUGCUGGCAUUAAGGUGAGACGCAGGAAACUCCGUAACUGGAAGGGUAUGGUUCAGCUAUUGACAAAAGCUACUUUGUAAGGGUUUCUUUUUUUAAAAUUUUCUUUAUUGUUUUUUCUCCUUAAGGGCUCUUUGAAGUCCAUCAUUUGUAUUGUGAAAACAGGAAUUAUGCAAGAACGUGACUAGUGCCAUAUCUAUACUUACUAAAAACUGCUUGAUAGUCAAACAAAUACAUUUUAAAGGUCAACUGCUUGAAAUACACACUGUCCGGAUUUUUUUUUUUUUUUUUUUGGUCAAGUAACUUGAACAACUUUUUUUUUUUAAGAGGAAAAGAAUUACUGCUGUUCCAUUACAACACCUUAAAAGGUUACAGUAUUCAUUUCAUGUAAAUACCCAGAAGCAGAUUAAAUACUGCUGCUCUUGUGUACGGUUUUUGUUCUUUCUUUUAAGAGAAUAGCUAAUAUCAAUGAAAUAUCCAAUACUUUGUACCAAAAAUGAAAAGUAUUUUCAAGUAGACUACCAGUCUGUUUCAUUAUAUUGAGGCGUAUAUAUUAAAAGGAAUUUUUUCCUCACCUAGAUAAUCAAUUGAACUGAAGGGCCAUUUUAUUCAAUAUGAGACAUGGGAUGUACUGUAAAUUUUUCCACUGGAUGGAAAAUAUUUUCAUUGACAUUUAUAUGACUGUAAGUAGUUGCAUAUAUUCAAAUAUCUAAUAAUAAAUAUGAAAAACUUCUACCA